UUAACGCGGUGUUUUUUUAAUAACAACUUAAAACUCUUAACUUGUAAAUAAAUAUGACACAAUUUUUAUAAAUCUUCAUCUUAAUAACCAUCAGAGGGUUGCCUUGAAUAAUAACCCCAUGGGGCAUAAUCUUGCCCACCUUCCUCUCUCAUAGGUUCCCUAUAAACUUUUAUUUCCACUUUUUGUCGAUCUAAAACAUCAAGUUAAAAAAAUAAUCAUCAAAACUUUUGUACUAACCACAACUUGAUGAAGGCGAAGCGAUUUGGUCAUGAUAACGUCUUCUUCGAUAAGUUAAUGAGUUUGUUACACCAAAAAUGGCGAGAAUACCCAAACAAAUUAUCAUUAAUCUCAUCUUAAUAAGAAUUUAACGGUUUUUCUAUUUUUUUUUUGCAAUCUACACUGCGUUAUAGGUGAGUUAAGAGUUAAGAUUGUUUGAAAUGCGGAUUAUUUCAUUAAAUGGUUUAUAUAGUGUAUCUAACGACAAGGAAAGUAAGUAGAGUUGGGAGAAAUGCGACUAAAAGCAAAAAAAGAAUGAAUUAAAAAGAUAGGUACGAAAGUUGAUCGUAGUGAAAGCAAUAGACCCACUUUUGGAUUAUUUUAAAUGAUUGUUAUAAGUCAAAGUUGAAAUAAAUCGAGAUGGUCUCAUCACUACGCACGAUACUUUUUUUUUUAAAUUCGUGCGAGAUGGUUUGUUCAUAAAGAUUUAUGAAUCUAAAAUAAUCAAUAUUUCUUACGUAACUAGGUAACAAAUAAACGAAAAUGUGUCUUUGCCUGGGGCCUUCAGGUUCCGGGAAAACUCUUUUAUUAAAAAAACUUCAAAAUUGGUUAUCAGUCGAUGAAACAACGACGGCAGUUCCGACAGUUGGAACCAACAUAUUUUUAAUAAAAUCCGGAAGUAAUCAACAUUCAGUACGAGAAAUUGGUGGUCAAAUGGCACCGAUUUGGUCGAAUUAUUUCACCGGAAUAAAAAAAUUAAUCUAUGUCGUCGAUACAUCCAAUCUAUGCCAAAUUUCCGCCGCCGGAGUUUUACUUUAUACGAUCUUAGCAAAUCCCCAAUUGAAAUUUUGCAAGUUUUUAUUGGUUUUAACAAAGAUGGAUGUUAGUUAUCGGCAAAUGAGAAACGAAGCUCUGCUUAUGCUUCAAAUGAGACGAUUGCAGAAAGAAAUUUGUCAAGAGAUUAAGAUAGUUGAAUCGAGUGCCAUCACUGGUGAAGGAAAGGAUGUUAUUCUUCGUUGGUUAGAUGAAGGUGAAUCAAAAGUGACCAAACAAAUUAAUAAUUGAAAGGGACAUAUAAAAUGAAAUUAUGUGAUAGUAUUAAAGCGCUAACUCGUCUUAUUAUAUGUGAGGUUAUGUUCUAUUAUAUUGUAUAUUUGAGAUUGUUUAUAAU
This is a messenger RNA of Onthophagus taurus, 1387 nucleotides long. RefSeq names its product ADP-ribosylation factor-like protein 16. The record is from RefSeq and is a predicted model, not a curated record. Gene Ontology annotation, molecular function: GTP binding; GTPase activity. Lineage: Eukaryota; Metazoa; Arthropoda; Insecta; Coleoptera; Scarabaeidae.